AUGGGCAUAAGCCCUUGGUCUAGAGAUGUAGUCUUGGCAGUUCGACGCGGAUUGUUCAUCAUCGACCUGGAAGCACCAUUCAAAGUUCCGUGUUUCCUUCCUCAGGGCGGAACUUGGGAUGUGGCUGACGUGCAGUGGAACUCCAUUACCGAUAUCAACUGGCACACGACUGAGAGGGACACAAUUCCUGAAUAUGGGCCUGGGACAUGCGUGAACCUCCGUAAAUCAAUUUUUGGUUUGGGUGCGUUCAGCUCACCUGGGACCCUGAUCAAUUGGAACUGCCAAAACUCUCACAUCCUCGCUUCCUCGCAUGCGGACAAGGUUCUCAUCUGGGACCGAAGGAAAGGCAGUCUGCCUACCAAACCAACGGAAAUCGUAACGUGCUCGUUAGACAAAACCAUCAAAGUCUGGGACUCAAAAACGAUGACUUUGAGAACCAGGAUUAAGACCGGGUGCCCUGUUUGGCGUGCACACGGUCUUCCAUUCGGUCGUGGUGUCCUUAGUCUCGCACAACGCGGCGAAACUGCCUUGGAGAUGUUCUCUCGAGAACCAAGGAUUAGGCCCUGUUUCCAAGGGCAUUCUGAUGUCGUUAAGGAAUUUGUCUGGAGGAAAGGUGCUAAUGAUACUGUUUUUCAACUCAUCACUUGGUCCAAGGAGCGUACUUUGGAUUCUGGCCCGUGGACUCCGAUAUGA
Messenger RNA from Lentinula edodes (shiitake mushroom), 693 nucleotides. RefSeq lists its product as uncharacterized. Bases 1 to 693 code for a protein of 230 amino acids. The transcript is spliced from 5 exons. The record is from RefSeq and is a predicted model, not a curated record. Gene Ontology annotation, molecular function: protein binding. Lineage: Eukaryota; Fungi; Basidiomycota; Agaricomycetes; Agaricales; Omphalotaceae.